GCUCUUGCAAUUUGUUGAAUGAUUUGAUAGAUAACAGCAGACAUGCUUUGUGGACUGAAAAAGGAUUUGCAGUCAGACUUUGAUGAUGGCCCUUACUCAAAGGGGAGCAAGGACUCUGGUGGGAUGGACACAGCCCUGGUCUCCAGAAGGCAAAGCAUCCCAGAGGAGUUCAGAGGGGUCACAAUCGUGGAGCUGAUUAAGAAAGAAGGAAGCACCCUUGGUUUAACCAUUUCAGGUGGCACAGACAAAGAUGGAAAGCCAAGAGUCUCCAAUCUGAGGCCAGGAGGACUAGCUGCAAGGAGUGACCAGCUGAACGUGGGGGAUUACAUCAAGUCUGUGAAUGGCAUUAACCUGACCAAGCUGCGGCAUGACGAGAUCAUCAGCCUGCUGAAGAACGUGGGCGAGAGGGUGGUGCUGGAAGUAGAGUACGAGCUCCCUCCAGCUGUGCCAGAAAGCAGUGCUGGCAUUAUUCCCAAGACCAUUGAAGUGUCCCUCUACAAGGAAGGCAACAGCUUUGGCUUUGUGCUGAGAGGGGGAGCCCAUGAAGACUGGCACAAGUCCAGGCCGCUGGUGCUCACCUACGUGAGGCCAGGUGGCCCUGCAGACAGGGAAGGGUCCUUGAAAAUUGGGGACAGGCUGCUGAGUGUGGAUGGGAUUCCUCUGCACAGCAUGACCCACGCUGAUGCCCUCAACAUCCUGCGGCAGUGCAGCCAGGAGGCACUUUUCCAGAUCGAGUAUGAUGUGACCAUCAUGGAUACUGUAGCAAAUGCUUCUGGUCCUUUACUAGUUGAAAUAGCAAAGACUCCAGGGUCUGCACUGGGAAUCACACUGACCACAGCCAUGCACCGGAACAAGCAGGUCAUUGUCAUCGACAAGAUCAAGCCAGCCAGCGUGGUGGACAGAUGUGGUGCAUUGCACGUUGGUGACCACAUUCUCUCCAUUGAUGGCACAAGCACAGAACACUGCUCCUUAUUAGAGGCAACUCAGCUUUUAGCUGCGACAUCUGAAAAUGUCAAGCUGGAGAUAUUACCUGUUCACCAAAGCAGGCUGCCUUUGAAGCCUCCAGAAACAGUCAAGGUGCAGAAGAGUGACCACCAUCACUGCUGGGACCCCUGUGUCAACUACUGUCACACCCACCACCCUGGACACUGCAAGACACCCACUUGGAAUCAGACAUCUGGACAGGAUUACUGCAAAUCUCUGGUGGCUGCCAACUUCUCGUCUCCCACCAUGAACGCGCAGGGAUUCCCGUGCCAGAACUCCAACACGCUACCUCGCAGCUCCCACCCCAUGAGCCCCCGCACCACCAUGCUCAGGAGGAGGCAGAAGAAGAAGGAGCACAAGAGCUCAUUGUCGCUGGCCUCCAGCACGGUGGGUCCUGGCGGGCAGAUAGUCCACACGGAGACAACAGAGGUGAUCCUCAGGGGAGACCCUUUGAAUGGCUUCGGACUGCAGCUCCAGGGAGGCAUCUUUGCUACUGAAACUCUGUCUUCCCCACCUCUCGUCCGUUUUAUUGAGCCUGACAGCCCGGCAGAGAGGUGUGGACUGCUGCAAGUGGGAGACAGAGUCCUUUCCAUCAAUGGCAUUGCCACGGAGGACGGGACCAUGGAGGAAGCCAACCAGCUCCUGCGGGACGCGGCGCUCACCAACAAAGUGGUGCUCGAGGUGGAAUUCGAUGUUGCAGAGUCUGUCAUACCCAGCAGCGGCACUUUCCACGUUAAAUUGCCCAAGAAAAGAGGUGUAGAGCUUGGAAUUACAAUCAGCUCUGCAAGCAGAAAGCUGGGGGAUCCUUUGAUCAUCUCUGACAUCAAGAAGGGGAGUGUAGCACACAGAACUGGCACCUUGGAGCCUGGAGACAAGCUGUUAGCCAUUGAUAACAUCCGACUCGACAACUGCUCAAUGGAGGAUGCUGUGCAGAUUUUACGGCAGUGUGAAGACCUGGUCAAAUUGAAGAUUAGGAAGGAUGAAGAUAACUCUGAUGAGCAGGAGACAACUGGUGCUAUUAUCUACACGGUGGAGCUGAAGCGAUAUGGGGGCCCUUUGGGAAUAACCAUCUCUGGGACAGAGGAACCUUUUGAUCCUAUUGUCAUUUCGGGCUUGACUAAACGAGGGCUGGCAGAGAGAACUGGAGCCAUCCACGUUGGGGACCGGAUCUUAGCAAUCAACAACGUGAGCCUCAAGGGCAAACCACUGAGUGAGGCCAUUCACCUGCUGCAGAUGGCAGGAGAGACUGUCACCCUCAAGAUCAAGAAACAGACAGAGAAAUCCUACCCCAAGAAGUCGGGGAGCAUCAGCGAAGUAAGCGACCCAGAAGAUGAGCUGACAGACUCCCAGAAAACUAGCAAGCUGUCUGAGAUAUACUCCACCACAGUUCCAAGUGUGGACAAUACUGUGGAGUCCUGGGAUGGCUCUGCCAUUGAUGCUGGGUAUGGAAGCCAAGGUACAUACAUACCCCAGGCUGCUGGCAUAGCCCUCCAUCCACACGAGUGGAGACACAGCAGGCAAAAGAGCAGCACCCCUCCAGCAGACCCCAGGAAAAGCUACCCCUACAUGGAUGGAAGCUUCAGUGAAGAUGACUGGGACAAGCCCAGCAGAUACCCCAACCGCCAAAAUGGCCUUGAGACCACUCAUGAGGACAAUUUUUGGCGUGUUUUUGGAGAAGCUUUGGAGGAUUUGGAAACAUGCGGCCAGUCUGAACUUUUGAGGGAGAUUGAGGCAUCCAUCAUGACAGGGAGCGUGCACAACCUGGGCCUGGAGGGCAGCAAGCUGCUCCUGGACUCUGUCAGCCCCUCGGGAAUGAGCCCACUGAGGAAAGCCAACUCCAGCUGCACGGAUGGACAGACUGAGGGCAGCAGCUCCCCCGCCAAGAAGAACGAGAGGAACCUGGACAUGAAGAAGAUCGAGAAGGAGAUGCAGGAAAUCAUGUCCCCGACCCCCCUUGAGUUUCACAAGAUGACACUCCACAAAGACCCAGAGAGUGAAGACUUUGGAUUCAGUUUGUCGGAUGGCCUGUUAGAAAAAGGUGUCUAUGUAAAUAUGGUCCGUCCGGAUGGGCCAGCAGAUCAGUGUGGCCUCAAGCCAUAUGACAGAGUGCUUCAGGUAAACCGCAUCCGAACGAGAGACUUUGACUGCUGUCUGGCCGUUCCCUUGAUUUCAGAGGCUGGAGAUAAGCUGGACCUGGUGAUUAGCCGGAACCCCUUGGCCCUGGCUGCCAACACUCCCUCGGAGGGGAACAGAGAGCUCCUGGCACAGGGGCCCCGCAGCGCCGAGGUCAAGGCGAGUGUGCAGACGCUCUGAGCAGCAGGAGCAGAGCAGACGAUGCUUCUGCUGAGCUCUUGUGGUAUUUGGGGUGUUUUUCCUGGUUUUUUUUUGCACUGGUAUUUGUAAAUGCUUUGUGUACCAUAACCUGCAAGUGGGGAGGUGGGUCUUCAGUGAGCCUGUAGACGGCCAAGUGUUGCUGGAAAGGUCAGAGCUGGGUGUGGGUCUGGGGCUGUGGCAGCGAUGGCAGUGGGACAAAUUGCCAACGGGAGGAAGGAGCAUCCACAGCCAUCCCCC
Molecule: messenger RNA, 3555 nt
Organism: Sturnus vulgaris (Common starling)
Lineage: Eukaryota; Metazoa; Chordata; Aves; Passeriformes; Sturnidae
Gene: GRIP2
Product: glutamate receptor interacting protein 2
Biological process (GO): neurotransmitter receptor transport, endosome to postsynaptic membrane
Molecular function (GO): protein binding
Source: RefSeq, a predicted model, not a curated record